Messenger RNA from Bactrocera tryoni, 5292 nucleotides. It is a transcript of the gene mesh, whose product is annotated as protein mesh. The record is from RefSeq and is a predicted model, not a curated record. Gene Ontology annotation, biological process: cell-matrix adhesion. The transcript has 16 exons. Lineage: Eukaryota; Metazoa; Arthropoda; Insecta; Diptera; Tephritidae. Bases 394 to 4806 code for a protein of 1470 amino acids.
GUGUUUUUCGAAAAGGUGCGUAACUCCUGUGCUAGAAAUAUAGCAGGGUUGGAAAUAAAAAAUUUUGUUCUACUGUGAAAGUGUUGUUGUUGCAUAAACGUGCUGAUAAGCCAGAAUUUGGUCUGAUAAGGCCUUUAAAAAUAGCUGGUUAACGGCAACAGUUAAACUUAGUGGCCAAUACAGGCGGUGAUGAUCUCAUAGUGAAGUGCAUAAGAGGAAAUGUGAUUUUUUGGUAAUAUGCUUUAAUUUGAUUUUCUUCCUCUUCUUUAGUGAAAACACACAAAAACGGCUGCCCUCAACGAAAGUGCUAUUAAACGAAAAAUAAUUCUUAACGAACAAAUUAAACGAAUAUAUUUAUUAAAGUGAAAAAACCCACACACACACAUACAAAAAAUGCGUUUCAAAAUUCUGAUAGCCUUCGUGCUAGUCUGUGCCUUGUCGACCUCAGUCAUUGCAAGCGAGAACUACUCUUCGGAGCUCGACACCGAUGCCCAGGCGAUCGACCCCAAAUUCAAAGUGUCUAACGAUGCCGAGCUCGUUGAAAUGAUACCAGAGAUCGUGCAGGAACAAGCGAAACCAACGACUACGACCUCCCCAAAGCCAACAACAAAGACCACUACACAAAAGACAAAACCCUCGAGCCCGAUUUCUCCACGCCCAAACAAUGGUGUGACGCCCAGAAAUCAAACAAAAAGCUUCCUGGAAACAGCCGGAGCCUUGAAGGUUAGCAAGGAUUUCUAUCUCGGCGAGUUGGGCUUCGAUAUCAGCGACGACAACGGAUAUGACUGGACUAAUCCCAAUAAUCCUGUGGCUCCACCGGUUAUACCCUCACAUGCUGCCGGCGGUUAUGUCAUUACCUCGCAGCGCUUACAGGAAAUCCGUUCGAAUCUAAUGUACUGGUACUUUGACAAGGACACGAAUGGCGGGCGCGGCGAUUAUCAGUAUGACAUACAUGCCUCCAUGACACAAUUGCACAAAAAUUUGAACUUUCGUCUGCCAUUCUUCGGCUUCGUCUACAAUUACACUCGACUAUCGCUCAACGGAUAUUUGGAGUUCUCCGAUCCGCCAGAGUAUCUGACAUAUCCUCUGGUAUUUCCCAUAAAGGAUUGGCCGAAGCGUCGUGAUCCCGCUUUUAUUGGUAUAUGGUUUUCGAAAUGCCGCGUGGGGCGCAUAUAUCCGACGGACAUUGAUCAGCGCACGCCUGGCGUGUACUUCCGCCUCGAACGUGAUUUGAUUACUCGCACGGACCGUUUCGGCGUCGAGGUGCGUGAGCGCACCAUGUGGGACAUACGAGAGGGCGUCGUGGGCGCAGAGACGUUCAUACCGAAACAUGUUCUCAUCGCCACAUGGAAGAACGUUUCAUUCGCCGGUGGCAUAGACAACGCGCUUUUUACGACAAAUACUUUCCAAAUGGUUUUGGCCACUGACGAAGUGUACACAUAUGCUAUAUACAACUACGAUUUGCUGAAAUGGUCUUCGAACACCGAGGCAGGAGGUGAUACAACCACGGGCGAGGGCGGUGUACCGGCUUUUGUGGGAUUCAAUGCAGGCAACGGUACUCGGUCCUACGAGUACACGCCCUAUAGCCAGCAGAUGGUGAUACGUGACUUGACGGGUCGUGGUUGGGGCAAUGGCUUCCCGGGCCGCCAUCUCUUCCGUAUAGACGAGCAAAUCUUAAUUGGUUCCUGUAAUAAGGAUAUCGAUGCUUCGCUUUUACCGUUGACCUUUGCGCCCGAAGCCGGUAAUAUGUUGGGCGGCACGGUGGUCAACAUCACUGGUCCUUGCUUUGAUCCGAAGAAACGCGUUACAUGCCAUUUCGAUACCGAAGAUGUGCUGGGCACUUAUGUGAAUACAAAUCGUGUUAUCUGUGUGCAACCGUUCUUGAAAGCCGAAGGUUGGGUGCGCUUGGAAAUUUCAAUUGGCAGCCAGCGCUUCAAAUGGCGCGGCAGAUAUUUUGUAGAAACGCCCGCUUUAGCAACGGAGAAGAUUUUCUUCGAAACCGAAGACGUCCACAAGAAAUCACCCGACCAGAUACAAAUCAACUGGGAUCCUUAUAACUUAACUUCAAACGGCAACGCCAAUAUAAUGAUAUCACUUUGGGGCUAUCGCGAAGUUACCAUAUAUCCGCAACUGGAGUAUAUUGACUCAAUCGAGACUGGCCUAACCAACACCGGCUCUUAUGUGAUUUAUCCGAAGAACUAUGAGAACCGCAAUAAUUACAACAACGAUCUCCAAUUCGGUUUCCUGCAAAUAAAUCUAACGAAUCCAGAGCAGUAUUCCGGUCUGAAGAUUAGUCCAACGCUCUGGUCACGUCCCAUCCCUCUGGGCUGGUAUUUCAAUAAGCAAUGGGAGCGCAAGCACGGACUGCGUUGGCCUGAGGCGCUGUGUGAGAAUUGGGUACGAAAUGACCGCUUUUUGAGAACGUUCACUGGGGAUUUGCCGCUUUGUCCCUGCACGCUGGAGCAGGCCGUUUAUGACAAAGGACGGUACCGACCAGAUAAGGAGUGUGACAAGGACUCGAAUCCGACAUGUUUGCAGCACAAAAACGCCAUACAUUGCGUCGUCAGUGGUAAUCCGGUUGCCGAAGGUGCCGAACAACAGUGUUGCUACGAUCGUUAUGGUUUCCUGAUGUUAACACAGGAUCAAGUGUGGGGCUCCCGCCCACGACGUAAUCAUAAUCUUGGUAAAAUGCCUUGGAAUGAGGCCGGAAAGGUGCCGACGCUAUCUAAUUGGUUCCACGACAUGCGUCCAUGGUACUCCUGCUGUCAUUGGCAGAAGGAGCAGUCUGUAAAUUGCGAAACUUUCCGCUUUGAACGUCGACCCACUCAAGACUGCGUGGGCUACCAGGCGCCUGGUGUAUCUGGAGUCUUCGGUGAUCCACACUUCAUUACUUUUGAUGGCACGCAAUAUACUUUUAAUGGCUUAGGUGAGUUUGUCUUGUCGCGUAGUGUGGCCGCUGAUCGUCGCUUCGAGGUGCAGGGUCGUUUUGAGCAGGUGCCCAAAAAUCAAUAUGGCGCUGUGAUGGCUACUCAGUUGACCGCUAUGGCGAUGCGUGGCAAUACGACAACAACAAUUGAAGUGCGUCUGCGGCCGAAAUUUGCUCGUUGGCGCUAUGCCCUGGAUGUGUUGGCCGACGGGCGGCGUAUUUAUUUCGAUCGGGAAAGCAUGCGGUUUCAGCAUUUUGAUGGUGUCACCGUUUACACACCCACUUAUCUCUUGAAUCAGUCCCAAGUUGUUGUGAUGUUCGAUUCAGGCGUAGGUGUGGAAGUUGUUGAGAAUGAAGGCUUCAUGACGGGGCGAGUCUAUUUGCCGUGGGAUUUCAUUAAUAAAACAGCAGGAUUGUUCGGCAAUUGGUCAUUCAAUGCGUUGGAUGACUUUGCGUUACCCGACGGUACAGUGGUCAACUUGAAUCUGAACAAUUUCCAGCAGAUUUACACCGAUUUCGGUCUGAAGUGGAUGUUGGCUGAUCGCAAUAUUCCGGGUGUAGGAACGGCUCUAUUCUCACGUGAAAACGGACGAACUGCCAGCUAUUAUUCGAAUGCUUCAUUUGUGCCGAACUUUGUGAAAGAGCCGCAGGACUUCUUGCCCUCGAACCGAUCGUAUGACGUGGAGCGUGCGGAGGAAUUAUGUGGCGAAAGUUAUCAGUGUCGCUAUGACUACGGCAUGACAUUGAACACGGAUAUGGCGCAUUUCACCAAGAAUUACUACGACAGUUUAGUGAACAUAAGGAAUUUAAAUUCGAAGCGCGUAGUUUCGUGUGGAGUUCUGGAGACUCCUCGCUUUGGACGCAAGUUGAGUUUUGACUUCAUGCCAGGGGCGAAGAUUUCAUUCGAGUGUGAUGAGGGCUUCGUGCUGAUGGGCGAUCAGCGUCGGGAGUGCAUGGCCAACGGCCUUUGGAAUGUUCCUGAGUAUGGUUACACCUACUGUUUGCGUGAGGUAUUCUAUACACGUCGCGUCGCUUUUAUUGCCAUCGCCAUUAUUGUGUGCGUCAUAUGUCCGCUGAUGAUAUGCAUUGUUUGUGGUAUUUACCGGUUCCGUCAAAAACAACUCAAGGAAGAUCCCGCUUGGCAGAUGACCAUACCACGAUCGCGUGCUUCGUCACGUUCCAACUUGCGUCAGCUGAGUGGUCCGGACGACGAUAGCGAUACGGAUGCAACAGGCACACUCAAGAAAAGUAGGUCAUAUGAUAAAGUUUAUCGAACGAAUGAACCACUACCGGGCAAACCCCGUAUUGACUUUCCAGCUAAGAAAUGGGAUCUGGAUGACGAAGAUGUGACCUCAUCCGAAGGUGACAAGCCGCGCCAGAUGGGUAGACGGUCGCUGCGCACCAAUUCGGGCACCGACCAUGAUCAACACGAAGAGGACGGCACAGCCAUAGAUGAGCCGGCUCAAGCCCAUGUGCAGGGACAGGCGCCCGAUGUGACGGAUACAGCGCACCGAGCCGCCUAUAAUCAGCCACCAUCACCCGAGACAGAUGAAGAGCCACAGCAUAGUAGCGCCUUGCACCAGCAAUACAGCCCGACAUUUAGUGGCGCCGAUAGUCGCAACAGCUCCAUGAAUUACCAACCGAAUGCAGCAGUACAGAAUCGCUUUGGCGGAGUGCCGGUCUUACCCAAUAACACACAGUUCUUCAAUCGCCCGCCAUCGAAUAUACCGGCAGGUGCAACAUCAUUGCCGAUACGCCAAGCGCCGACUGCAGUGCCGAUAACGAAUACGUCCAUGCCACUGACGCAAGAUAAUGGCUUACCGUCGCCUCCAUAUGCCGCCUCACCCACACCAUCGGUGCAGCGUUCGACCGAGGUUUGAAAGUACCGAAAACAGAAUUGGAAAAGACGCAAAUAAAUCGCCGUUUGCGAAAUAUUUAUUCAAGAAGUUCAUGCAUCUACAAAAUAGUAAUUAUGUAUGUCGUAAAAUGAUCGCCUACUAACAGACCAUCCUAUCCUAUCGUCGUUCACGUUUAAAAACAGCAUACGAGCAAAUAACUGUAGUUAUUACCAAUACAUUCUAACCUUAAUUUGGAUACAUUCUGCUUAACUCACAGCCAAGUUCAAAUCGCACUCAUUCACUCAUCUAUCCGCCUCAUUGAAAACCUGUAUUUGCCGAAUAAGUAGUGUGGUGCAGCGCCAUAUAAAUUAUUGCUUUGCUGUAGUGUUCGCUCUCCCCGCCAAUCCAGCAUUAAGUUUAAUACGGUUUUUUAUAUAAAAAAUAUUGUUUGCACUUUGAAUUAAACAACCUUAAAUAUAAUGUGUAAAAACUACUCAUAAACCCAAAAUAAAAAAAUAAAAACCAUAA